AUGAUACCGGGUUCUCUCAAUAUACCAGUUCGUAGAAAAGAAGAGAAAGGUAGACGAAAGCAAGGCAAAUCACAAUGUCGCAGAGGAACUCAAAAACCGAAAGCAGUCUCAAAUCCUGUCCUAACUACAUCGAAAUCCCCAUCUCCUGCGAACACACCUUCUCAACCAGCGCCUCCGGCAGUGGUGAUCGCUUCGAUUCCAGUCAUAACUAAUCCGUUACUUCAAAAUCUUCACAAAGAUCCGACACAAAGUUCUCCGAAUUUGUCGAAAGAGGGGAAGCAUACGACAAGGAAAAAGAAAAAUGAGAAAGUCGAGAAGGAUCCGCCAAAAACGACGAUUCGAAAAAAGAAAAAAGAUCUUCAAUCGAUAUCCAUUGAUCUUAAGACAUCCAGUGAAAACGACGGUCCCGGUGGCUCAGCUAAUGACCCAAGAAAGAAAAAAUCGCACACAUCAUCGGAUUCGAAAAAGAAAAGAUCGUCACACGAAACCAAAUCGGAUGGAUCAAAAGAGCCGUCAGACAAUGAGGAGAAGACUGCAAAGAAGUUCAACCCGGAGAUGGCGAACAACUUUUUCAAAUUUUUGAAGGAGUCCCAUAGAGCACGUCGGCGGACCGAAGAUGCGCAUCUCGAGAGAAUGCCCGAAUCGAGCCAACUCAACUACUCGGUGCGAAGUAUCAGAAGUAAACUGAAAAAAGGCGUACCGAAGACGUCGAGCACCGAAAUCACAAACUUCUUCAAACCAAACGGUGAACCAAUUUGGGUUGUCGACUCGCAACCCACCACUGAAAUUAUGAGAGAUGCGAAUGGUGUGGCGAUAACGAAUAAAGAAUUGGUGGAAGCGCUGGCGGAAGACAAUUUGGAACUCGAUGAGAAGAGUUGGUUUGACCUCAUCGAUAUUUUCAUCGAGUGUAAAAUGACGAGAGGAACUCAGUUGCCGGAGGACCAUCAAUUCGACUCGCUCGCUCCAGCAGACACACUGGCAGACAUCAAUGAAUACCAGAGUCCGGAAGCGAUUUCAUACAAUACUAUGAAGAAUUUGGUGGAAUUGAGUGAAGAUGCCAUCCAACGGUACGAGAAGAGAAGACAGGGUAAUGACAACAACCGCCCGGCACGCACUAUUGACGUGACUACUGUAGAAGAGGGUCCGGUGGCUCCAGUGAAAGUGGAGAACUUUCAGUUGAACACUUGUAUUGUGUCGAAUAUCACGUUUGACUUGAAAAAGAAUAUGAAUGUCAAAUAUGAUCGUCACAAUGCGAUUGCUUCCAUUCGAAAACUUCAUAGAAAGAUGAGCAUGUCAAUGGAGAAAACUGCUAAAGGGGGAUCGAAUGAGAAGAAUUGA
Messenger RNA from Caenorhabditis remanei, 1338 nucleotides. RefSeq lists its product as uncharacterized. The transcript is spliced from 9 exons. The coding region runs from base 1 to 1338 and encodes 445 amino acids. Lineage: Eukaryota; Metazoa; Nematoda; Chromadorea; Rhabditida; Rhabditidae. The record is from RefSeq and is a predicted model, not a curated record.